AUGACCCUAAGUUCAAGUUCAUCCACCUCCUCCGAGGACCUCCAUUCCGCCACAUUGGCAAGAACCCGCCCCAAAACCUCGCACGGCCGCAGUUACAUUGCCGGCGGCUAUUACUUCUACGACGACUAUCGCAACCUCACCUACUACAUCCGUGCCGGCUGGGUUCCGUACAGCGAACGGAACGAAAACGAGGGCCGAAUGCCGAAAACUCUCUCCCCGAUCCACUACAACGGACCGGCCGUAUUCUACGCCUACUUCGACGAAAAAGACAAUUCCAUUUACGCCAUCAAUUAUAUCGAUCAAAUCGCGUCCGAGGUCUUCGUUGGCGAGAAACCGGAUCCGUUUGAGUUCAAGAAAAUCAUCAAGACAUAUCAGCCAUUCACGUUGGAGGAAAUGAGGAAAAAGGAGAAUGAGAAACGAAAAAGCGUGUCAAUGCCACAUUUGGGAAUGGAGCAGAAGGAAGCUGGUAGGUUUUGCAGUACAAAUGGAUCCGUUUUAAAACCAUCGGGAUUAAAUUUAGACAAUUUUUUCAUUUUUUAUCAAAUCUUUUGUCAUGGAUAAUAUAAUUUUUGUAAAAUUACUUUGCCAAAUUUUGUCGUAUAUCAAGAAAUCAAAGAAAGAGAAAACAAAAAAAUUAUUGUGACACAUUUUACUCAUUUUUAAGUCAGUUUGAGCCUAUUUACACACUUGAAACAGAAUGCCAAAAAUGGCGGGAAACCGAAAUUUUUGAAUAUUAAUAGUCAUGUUUUGGACAGGACAAUGUAUUACAUAUUAUUUUUAAAUCAAUUUUAGCUAGUAAACUGCAGAGAUAUCAAUUUUACACGCAUUUUUUUGCAUGGAAACAUUAAAUUUUUAUGGAUAAUAUAUUUCUCAACUUUUUUGCAAAAUUUUUCAUAUUAAAAUCUUCAAUUUAGAUCAUCAAGUUUCCGCAGAUCGUAUUUUACCCUCUCACCCUCCUAUAUUUUCAGUUGCCACUCCAGCAAAGAAGUAUUCAGUGGUUGAGAACGCGAAACUCCAAACAAACCCAGCCAAUUUUGUGAUUCGUCGAAAAAUCUCGGAAAACAGCAGUACCGGCUAUCCGGACGAGCAUUCUACCGCGUCCACAACCUCUGUUCAAUACGCUAAAACCGAUAUGACGAUCAAUUCAUCGCAUUUGAAUCCUCUUUUUGGAAGGCAAUUUGAUGAGAGGUCGGUGGAAACAAACGAUGAGACUGGCUACGAAAGUGGGGAUUCUGAAGGUAAGAGAAGGCUUAAAUUAAAAAAGAAGCUUUCUUUUCUUCGAUAAAGCAAAACAUUUAGGCUUUAAUAGCUCAAAAACUGUAUAAAAUUUGAUUUUUAUCCAGUCAUCAUCCCCAAGUCCCAAGUAUAAUAUAAUUCUUAAAAUUUCUUUCCAGUUUUCCGCUCCCGCCUCACUCCCGACCCCAUCACCGAGCCCAAGAAGCGUCCGCCCACCUUCCGUCAGAUCUACACCCCGCAAAAAGUGUCGAUGCCCUCGAAUUACCCCAAAUCCAAGUCCGAGGAGCUCUAUUCCACGCUCGAGUCGAUCAGCGAGGACCCGCAAAGCGAGGAAAAAGGUAGUUCCAACCGGCUGGUGGUUCCGGUGCGCUCGCUUCGGUGGCUGAAGUUCAUCUCCGGCUAA
This is a messenger RNA of Bursaphelenchus xylophilus (pine wood nematode), 1639 nucleotides long. The record is from the annotation of a GenBank genome assembly. NCBI's taxonomy places the organism in Eukaryota, Metazoa, Nematoda, Chromadorea, Rhabditida, Aphelenchoididae.